Messenger RNA from Trypanosoma grayi, 651 nucleotides. RefSeq lists its product as hypothetical. The record is from RefSeq and is a predicted model, not a curated record. The coding region runs from base 1 to 651 and encodes 216 amino acids. The transcript has a single exon. NCBI's taxonomy places the organism in Eukaryota, Euglenozoa, Kinetoplastea, Trypanosomatida, Trypanosomatidae.
AUGGCGCGACAAAACAAGGCAUCCACCCCAGUGAAUCAGUUUGAGGCUUCCCCCGUCCGGUUGCAGCCGGAUUCGACGGCACGCCAGCCAGCGAUAGGGGAAGCUCGGGUACAAUUGGGGAUAUUGGAAGCCACAUCACAACAGACGGUUGCGCGCCUGGCCCGGCUGUUGGAGCGAGGUGGCGCUCGCCCGGAAACGGCACUGACGCGCGCCAAGCCGUCGCCAACCAAUCCCCGCUUGACGCCCAUGAAUUUUCUUUCCACGGGGAGGGCGCCCAUGGUAAAAAAAGCCCCCCACAUUGGUGCACAUUUGGCCCUUUGGCAAGGCAUGCUCAAAGCGCGGUUGUGCCGCGACGAAGUUAGGGGAAGAACUUCGCGAAGCCUUUGGGUAAGCGCUUGUCAACGGAAAGGUGUUACAGAGGUGUUUUCGUAUGAAUUCCGUUCGUUUGGCGUGGUGGCCUUGGUGCUGCGCAUAUGGGACGGAGGUUUUCCUGGGUUAAUUCUUGCAAUUCGAGGCGCUAAUUAUUUUCUUUUCUUUGAAAGCCUGCAAAAGGAAUGGUCAAGUAUUGACCGAUUUUUUAACAUGAAAUCCUAUAAUCCAUCACCAUUCCUGCCUUCAUCUCUUGAUGUGGGAAAGUGUUGCGAAGUGUAA